AUGUACUCCGAACAAACAAUUUUUAUUAUUUCUCACAUAAUUGUUUCAGAGGCUUUGGAGGCCAACAUAGAGGCUGUCGACACGCAUAUGAACGGCAUGAAAAAGAUAAUCGACGCCGUAGGCGGGAUGGAUAUGCUUGAACAUGGAACGCUUGCAAUGCUCUAUAGCUGCCAAUAUUUGCGAGGCAUUAUGAGCAACUCUAUGCCAGUACUCGACAUGUGCGCGAAAUUCCAAAGCCGAGUCCUUAGAGAAUCUGCCUUCUUCAGGUCCAAGAACCGAUUUACGGAAAGCUCCUCUCUUGGUACUCGCUUCUUCACCGCUUCUUGGUCUAGGGACAUCCAGCCUACGUUCAAGUCAAUAAUAUCCUCAUACCAGCAACUUAUUUCUUACUAUGAAAGCUUUGCCAAUGUGGAUGUCGAACCAAUGUCGGUCGAGAACGACUGCUUACUGUUUCUCGGUUACCGAUUAAUAUCUCUACCAUAUGAGGUCUCACUCACUCCCUUCGAAGAGACCUUGCGACUCAGCAUCAUGACCUACAACAGUGUCCGAAUUUGGGCAUUGUAUGGAAUACCCUGCCUGGAACGUCUCGUAGACAUGCUGCGAAUAAGCCUGUUUACGAGUCUCUCCGCUCUUCAGAGUACCGCGCCUGACUUGCUCUUCUGGAUAUUUUUCGUUGGGAGUCUUGCGUCAAAGUCAAUGAAGCAUCAUUCAUGGUUUGUUGCACAUCUCACCGAUGUUGCAGACCAAUUGUCAUUACAAAAAUGGGAUCGUGCUGUCGGGCUGUUGGAGAAAUUCUUCUUUGUAUGUCGGCCUAGUGAUGAGCCGGCGAAGGAUUUAUGGCAGUCUACCUUCCGACCGGACCUUGUGAUUGUCCAGGAGAACCGGAAAUAA
Messenger RNA from Penicillium antarcticum, 891 nucleotides. RefSeq lists its product as uncharacterized. NCBI's taxonomy places the organism in Eukaryota, Fungi, Ascomycota, Eurotiomycetes, Eurotiales, Aspergillaceae. Bases 1 to 891 code for a protein of 296 amino acids. The transcript is spliced from 3 exons. The record is from RefSeq and is a predicted model, not a curated record.